AUGGAUCCCGAGUACAUUGGCAUGCAGAAGCGGUGCCGUAGAGCGUCAUGUCCCGGAGCUGGUAUUUCUUCCAGUGGUUUUAAACAGCGGCUCCCUAUUAUCCUUUUGUUUUAUUGUGUUUGGAUUUCUACCUUUGACACAUAUUGCCGCUACUGCGCUUUGUAUUAUUAA
This is a messenger RNA of Gongylonema pulchrum, 171 nucleotides long. Lineage: Eukaryota; Metazoa; Nematoda; Chromadorea; Rhabditida; Gongylonematidae. The record is from the annotation of a GenBank genome assembly.